AUGAAUGAUUAUUUAAUUAUAUUUGUUUCAUGUCGCCCUAAGCCCUUGCCUUUCGAGCAACUAAGUCCUCGGCGGAGAACAAAAGGCCUUACCAAUCACCAAUUUGUAGGUACGGAUUGAGGCGUUCUGUAGAGAAAAUCAGCCGAAUUUCUUGUUGGACAGAAGAUGGGUUUUGAAAUGGCGGAGAAAUUCUGUUCCUAAUUUGACGAAUUCACUUUUCUCAAUCGAAAAAAACCUAACAAACUCCUCUUCUUGGCAAAUCAUCAUCAUCAUCAUCUUCGACUGGACGGAUUGGUAAUUGAUUGUUGUUUCUAAGAGGUUAGCUUUUACUUGGGUUGCUUGGUCGAUUCUCGUUCAGAUCCGUUCGACUUCAUAACUGUUGCUUUAUACUAUUGAAGUAGAGUUCAGGAAUUCUUGUGGAAUCGGAUUUGGGAGGACAUGUUUUCGCAGGAACUCCCUCCAUUUGAACGUAACUUUUGAUUUUCUUGAGUGUUGGAUUGUGUCUUCUGAGGGUUUCGGGGUAUCUCCCCUCUUUUAACAGAGAGAUUCUUUUGUUGUUGUUGAUUUCUUCAGCAAAACGAAGAUUGGGAUUCUUUGAUCCUUUGUAGUGGAUUCAGACAAUUAUACCGAUACCUAAUUGCCUCUGAUUUUUUUUUUUUUUCGAAAUUAUGCAUCCCCGUCAACGUAAUACGGGAAAUGGGUUUAGGUCUAGUUCCAUGGGAGUGGGAUUAGCUUCUUCUCGAAUCUCUCCUGAGGGAUCGGUUAGGGGCCAUGGAGGCGGAUAUGGGAAUGAUUAUAGGAACUUCAAUCACCCGAGUGGCUUUGGGCGUGGUCAGGGAUACCCCAAAUCAUAUCAAUCAGCUCAACCACUGCCUCCUCCGCGAAGAGGUGGAGGUUCUGUUGACAUUUUUAUGGAAGCAGGUCGUCUUGCAGCUGAAUAUUUGGUUUCUCAAGGUUUGCUCCCAUCUAGUGUUUUAUCUGGUAAAUGGCAAGGUGGAAGUUUGAGGAGGGAGUCUUCUGAAUUUCAGGAAUUAGGUCCAUUUCGCGAAGAAGGACGAACAUCUACUACUGCCCCUCCCCAUUCAGGACAUGUUGGACCUGAUUCUGGGUCAGGUAGGAGGCAUCCAAAUGAUGAGUAUAGUUCAGCACCCUCACGAAAUCAUUUGAGAGGACGAAGAAGAUCCACAUCUUUCCGAAGUAGUGGUUCUGAUUGGAGUGGCCAGGAUUACAGUAGGAGUAAUAAUUACAAUGAUAGAGCUAGAGCUUCUCCAGGUACAGAGGCUUAUGAUGAUACUGAUAAUCUUUAUGUUUAUGGUAAUCAACAGCAAACUGGUGAAGAAGGUGGUACUGAAUUGCAAGAUCUCAAACCUUCCAAGUUAGAACGAAAAGUUGAUACGCCUGAGGAUUCAGGACCUGAACUGGUUAAGUACCCUUUGCCUGAUGAUGCAGGCUCAAAGGCAAGUACUUCUGCUGUUGGGAAAGAUCUUCCAUCUGAGUCAAAACUUGCUAAAGAUUCUGAUGAUUUAAGUAACAUAGAUUCAGGGUCUGAGGAGGUGAAAAAUAGUACCAAUAUCAAUGAAACUGAGAAACACUGUGUGGCGGAGAAACUAUCUGUCCAGAAUGAAGCUGAUGAUGGAGAUCCCUUGGUGAAGCAUGAGACUGAUCUACUAGCAUUCUGCAGAUUUACUAAGUUCCCCACCAAAACUCGCUCCGCAUUGGCAUACAAGGUUUCCAAGGCAGAUCCUGUUACAACUGUGUCAGAACAACCUGUUGUCAACACUAACAUAGAAUCUGAAAUUUCACUUGACAGUAACCCUUCUAGUUGCACAUUAUCUGGUGCUGUAUCAGCUAAAAAACAUGAUGUCGAGAAUAUAAACUCUGAAAGAUCUAAACCAGAAGCUGUUGAAAAAACUGGUACAAUGGAGGAGCUAUAUCCUAGAUUUGGUGAGAAGGCUAGCUCUUUGACGUCUCAAUCUUUCCAGCAUGGACCAUUUUGGAAUGAGAGCAAGGAAGAAUCUUGCCAAAGCCCUGCCGUAAUUGGAAGGAGUGAUAUGUUUGAGGAAAGGAGUCAAAAGCGAUCUUUGGAUGAGAGUGAUGUGGCGGAGGGGAACAAAAAACCAAGAGAAUGGAUUCCGUUGAUGACUUCUAAGGAAGAUGAAUCCUUUGACCUUCUGAAGUUUGAUAAAACGAAAGUUAGUUCUGAGGAAAGCAAACAAGCAUGUGAUAAUGAAGUUAUUGUAGCAGACUGUGUGAACUCAGUGGAUGGUUUUCAUUUCAUAAAAGGCGGGGGUGAGCAAUGUGUUGAUUAUGCACAAGAAAAACAGCUCUUUCCGAAUUCAUUUAAGAUCUGUGACCUUAACCUUAUGGAGGCUUCUGAUAUACAUGAUAAUCAUGAAAAUAAUCCCCUUCUCAUCUUCCCAUCUAUUUCUGAAACAAAAAGAGAAAGAGCACCUCUUGAUAUCGACUUGUCUAUAAGCAAUGCUACUGAAUUUGGUCGAGAUAGUGUGGUGACUGGCGGUAAAGAGAUUGAAAUUAUUGAUUUGGAAGAUGAUUCUACUGCCGAAGUAGACAAGACCUUCCAUAAUCCAGAGAGAAAGUGUGAAACUGUAUUUACUGGAUUGGAUGGCUUUCCCAACAAUCCACAAAAUAGUGGAGAUAUGCCUGAUGUUCAAGAUGGCUAUGGACUUAUGAUUUCAGAGUUGCUUGGAGCAGAAUUCCCCAACUGUGCUUCUGUACAAGGAGACAUUAAUUCAAUGCACAAUGAAAUGCCUCUUUCCAAUGGAGAAGUACUUCCUUGCUCAUAUCCAACUUCGUCAUUUAUUGAAGAUUCUUCUUUUUGAUACUUUGGCUGGCUUCUUAAAGAUUAUAUUGUUGAAGCUCUGGCGGAUGAUGAUCUAAUUUACAUGUCCCUGGGGGAAAUUCCAUUGAGUAUGCCAGAAUUUUAAUUUCUUUUGUCCAUCAAUAUAGUUAUGUGAUCAAUCUACCAAAGAUGCUUGGACGCCCUUGAAUAAGUUUAACUUAAUGUGAUAGUAGGAGUUGUGUAUUAUGAAAAAGGGAAGAUAUGCAAUUGUUUCCCCAUAGAUUUCGAAGGUCUAAAUUGUAUGUUGGGAAAGGAAAUAGGUGAAAUAUUGUAAGACAGAAUGAUAGCUCGUGGUCUGUAUUAGCCAGUUCUCUUUACUUUCUUCAUUUGCUUGCUACUUAAUUAAUUCUUGCCCUCUUUACAUCCCUGUAUAUCUAUGUAUUUUUCUUGUAUCAAUCAGCUUUCAGUCAAUGAGGAAACAAUUUCUAAGAGCAGAGGGAAGCCAAAUACAUAAGUUUUUGCUUGUGAAUUAAAUCAAACUUUAUAACCUGGAGCUUGAGGAGAAGACGUCCUUUUGUCUAGUAUCAACCAGCUGGAGGCGCCGAACAGUUUAGGGAGUAGGUAAUAUAGGAACAUUCAAAUGCUCGGAGCAGACAAGGGUGUAGGUCGUCUGAUGAAGAUUUUAGACUCUAGAAUGAACUCAAGGUCAGUAUCCAGCUGCCUGCACAAAUUGCAUCACUCUGUUGUUGCUGAGUUGUUGACAAUGUUGUUCAAUAUUCCUUUGUUUUCCAGUUUUUUAUGCAUAUCUUACUCUUGUUUAAGUUGAUGCUGUGAGCAAAGGAAACCUUGAUCUUUUCCUUA
Benincasa hispida (wax gourd) is the source of this 3661-nucleotide messenger RNA. RefSeq lists its product as uncharacterized. Lineage: Eukaryota; Viridiplantae; Streptophyta; Magnoliopsida; Cucurbitales; Cucurbitaceae. The record is from RefSeq and is a predicted model, not a curated record.